AUUAGGUACAUUGUUGUCAAGUUACGAUUAUAUUUUAAUACCACUUUUGUAAUAAGUAGUUUUGUGAUUAGUAGGCCUAAAUGUACCUUUUUCUUUUUUCAGAAUCAUAAUCUAUGUUCGCCUUUACAAGGAAAAUAUAGUAACUAAGAAUGCUUUAGGUAUAUAUAUUCUAUAUAAUAUUCGAUAUUUUAUUAUUUUACUAUAACAUUUUGCUGUAACUUUUAUUAUAGGUAACAUUUUAUAAUUUUAACUAUGUUUUAUAUAAGUAUGAUUAUACAAUACUAUGCUUAACUUAACAUCCUCAGUUUUCCUUUAUUGGGUUACCCUUUCGUGGGUAUAGGCCUCCUCCAUCAGUUCACAUUUAAAUCUUACAUAGGUAUCUACUCUUACAUUCAAGUAAGGAGUAUAGUAAGUAUAGGAUAUGAUUUUGAUGUGAGGGUUUUGGUCUGAGACUCCCACAUCGACCACCUGUACUGGGAGCUAAUGAACUGUAUUUACUUUUGAAUUUUUAUUUUUCUUAAAAUGACGUUUUGGGAGAGGCAUUUUUAAUUUGCGUUGGUUUUGAUUAUUAAAACUGUUUUCUGGAGACUCCUGCAGAUUUCUUUUGUUUUUUGACUGUUGUAUUCCUUCAUUUAAUAUUAUUAUUUUGUUGUAUUUAAGUAUAGCGUUUUUUCCAUCGUUUCUUAAUUUCUUUACUUUUUCAUUGAGAGUUAUCCUUUCUUUUAAUAUUUUUUGUGGAUAAUCAUCCUUUACAUAAUAAGGAGUAUUAUUUAAAGUGUUCUUGCAUUUAUUUAUUUGUAUCUUUUUACUUACAGUGGUAAGAGACAAUAUUAUUGGCCUUAUCUUGUCGCCCUUCUUGCCUUUUCUGUGAAGAGAUUCUAUUUCUGAAAUGAUUUAACUCAACUGACAUUUUUUCAUUGAUUAGUGUCAAAACUUCCUUCGUUAAAUCAUGAUAAUCCUUUUCCUUCUCCUCGAUUCCAAAAAUUACCAAAUUUUUUCUUCUUAUAUAUUUUUCUAUUAGAUCUAUACGUUUUUCUUGUUCUUCGACUUUAUUGUUUAAUUCAGUAUAUUUUGAUUCGAUUUCCGAAAAUUUUUGGUUUAUGUUGUUGUUUAUGGAUUCCGUUAUACUUUUUUCAAAAAUGUGUAGUUCUUGUUUUUGAGUUUGCAUCUCAAGCUGUAUAUUUUUUAGUAUUUCAGUUAUUUCUUCCAUUUCAAAUAGGUAGUACUAAAAACAUGCAAUAUUUAUUUUAAAAACUCGACAGCACACAGGUAACAAAUAGCCGGCCGCGGCUAAGUUCUCUGACUAUGAUUACUGCUUAACCGACAUGACGCCGAAAAAAUCCGAUGUAAGAUUUAAGGAUGAGAAACAAAACGGAAGAGAUACCAAAUCUCCAACACCAGCUGCCGUUGGCAUUAAAUUAGGAUGGAUUCAAGGCGUGCUGAUACCAUGUCUGCUGAACAUCUGGGGCGUGAUGCUGUUCCUGCGCAUCUCGUGGGUGGUGGGGCAGGCGGGCAUCGGCCUCACGCUCGUCAUCAUCGGCAUCUCGGCGGUCGUGUGCGUCAUCACCACGCUGUCCAUGAGCGCGAUAUGCACCAACGGGGAAAUCAAGGGAGGCGGCAUUUACUAUAUAAUUUCAAGAUCACUCGGUCCCGAAUUUGGUGCAUCUGUCGGCAUAAUCUUUGCCUUCGCAAACGCAGUUGCAGCCAGUAUGAACACUAUAGGGUUCUGCGAUUCCCUGAACGACCUGCUGAAGACACAAGGGACGUAUAUAAUUGACAACAGUGUCAAUGAUGUGAGGAUCGUGGGCACUGUGGCGUUGAUCGUCAUGUGUGUGAUUUGUGCUGUCGGCAUGGACUGGGAAAGUAAGGCGCAGAAUUUCCUGGUCUCAAUAAUCGUGGGCGCUAUGGUAGACUUCAUAGUCGGUACCUUGAUGGGACCAAAAGACUUAAAUGAGGUUGCAAAGGGAUUUGUGGGAAUAUCAACGGAGACGUAUGCUGCUAACUUUGGGACUGACUUCCGGAUAAGCGAGGGAAUACAACAAGAUUUCUUCACUGUUUUCGCGAUAUACUUUCCUUCUGUCACCGGCAUUCAAGCUGGCGCUAACAUCUCAGGAGAUCUAAAGGAUCCAGCGUCAGCUAUUCCCAAGGGAACUCUUCUAGCCUUGCUGAUAUCAGUAAUCAGCUACGCAGUCAUGGCGCUGUUUGCCGGAGGCGGGGCGCUGAGGCAGGCCAGUGGCAACUUUUCUGACCUGGUGCUUGCUAAUGGAACCCUUGUGGAUUACAGCGGAGUAUCCAAUUGCGUGAAUACUAUAGAGGGUUGUGAAUUUGGUCUUCAUAACAGCUAUUCUGUAAUGCAGCUCAUGUCUGCGUGGGGCCCGUUCAUCUACGCGGGCUGCUGGGCGGCGACGCUGUCCACGGCGCUGACCAACCUGCUGUCCGUGCCGCGGCUGAUCCAGGCGCUGGGCCGCGACCGCAUCUACCCCGGCCUCAUCUUCUUCUCCAAGCCCUACGGCCGCCACGGCGAGCCCUACCGCGGCUACGUGCUCACCUUCUUCGUUUCGCUCAUAUUCUUGCUUAUCGCGGAGCUGAACACAAUCGCGCCUCUAAUCUCCAACUUCUACCUGGCGUCGUACGCGCUGAUCAACUACUGCACCUUCCACGCAGCACUCGUGCGUCCACUUGGCUGGCGACCUACUUUUAGAUUCUACAACGUCUGGUUGUCGCUGGUCGGGUUCCUGCUGUGCGUCGCCAUCAUGCUUCUCAUCAGUUGGCAAACCUCCUUGGUGACCUUCGCGAUUUUCUUUACGCUCUACCUGAUCGUGCACUACCGGAAUCCUGAUGUUAACUGGGGAAGCAGUACGCAAGCCCAAAUAUACAAGACGGCGCUGUCCAGCGCUCACAACUUGGCAAGGACCGGCGAACAUGUGAAGAACUACUGGCCUCAACUGCUGGUGCUGGCGGGGAAACCUCAAGACAGGCCAGCCCUUGUGGACCUGGGGAGUCUCAUCACCAAGUCCGGAUCACUGAUGAUUGUGGGAGAUAUAUCACAACAAAAACUGACAUACAAGGAGCGCGCACAUAGAAGACGUUUGGGAGACGACUGGUUGCGCGAACGUAAAGUGCGUGCAUUCUGUACGGGCGUGAACGGGUUUAGCUUCGAGAACGGCGCUCGAGCGCUGAUGCAGGCCACGGGCGUGGGCAGACUGGCGCCCAACGUGUUGCUCAUGGGCUACAAGGCCGACUGGGCGACCGCGCCGUCCGCUGAUCUGGAGUCCUACUUCAAUGUGCUGCACACGGCGUUCGAAACUCGUUUAGCAGUGGCCAUCGUCCGCGUGGCAGGCGGGCUGGACUUCGCCGCGGUGUGCGAGGAGGCGGGCAGCAGCGGCCUCACCGCCACGUCCAGCUGCGGUGACCUGCGCGUGUGCGCUCCCAUCAUGCACGCCGACUCCGACCUCGACAUCCGCACGGCCGCGGACUCGCAGCCUUUCAGUGGGAAUAACCUCAAUCUUUUGACUCUCACAUCGUCGAGAUCAUUUACGAUAUCGGAGAAAAGUGAUACAAAAGAGAGGGAAAAAAAUAAUAAAGGAAUAGACAUGCACCGACAAGUGGUGUACAAGUCAGCCUCCGGGAUAGAAGUCUCUAUGAAGCAACUAUCUAAUAUGACGAUAUUUAAGAGGAAACAGGAAGCCGGCACGCUGGACGUGUGGUGGCUGUACGACGACGGCGGGCUGACGAUCCUGCUGCCCUACAUCAUCUCGCAGCGCUCGGCGUGGGCGCGCUGCAAGCUGCGCAUCUUCGCGCUCGCCAACCGACACCACGAGCUGGAGUUGGAGGAAAGGAACAUGGCCAAUUUACUGGCCAAGUUCAGGAUAGACUACUCCUCGUUGACGAUGGUUCAGGACAUUAUGGAACCGCCUCAGCCAGAAACUAAGAGAAUGUUUGACGACCUUAUCAAGAAGUUUACUGAUGAAACGGGAGAGUGUAAGAUCAGUCAGACGGAGCUGACGACGCUGGCGGAGAAGACGAACCGGCAGCUGCGCCUGCGCGAGCUGCUGCUGGCCAACUCCUCGCAGGCGCGUCUCGUCGUCAUGUCGCUGCCCAUGCCCAGAAAGGGUUCGGUGUCAGCGCCGCUGUACAUGUCGUGGCUGGAGAUGAUGAGCCGAGACCUUCCGCCCAUGCUGUUCGUGCGCGGCAACCACACCUCUGUUCUUACUUUCUACUCCUAGAUAAACUGCUUAGAUUCAUUCUAACUGUUACUUUAUGAUCUGACACAAUCUGUAUGCUGUUAAAAAACUAAAAAU
Molecule: messenger RNA, 4301 nt
Organism: Maniola jurtina (meadow brown)
Lineage: Eukaryota; Metazoa; Arthropoda; Insecta; Lepidoptera; Nymphalidae
Product: bumetanide-sensitive sodium-(potassium)-chloride cotransporter-like
Exons: 18
Coding region: 1326-4226 (966 amino acids)
Biological process (GO): sodium ion transmembrane transport; chloride transmembrane transport; chloride ion homeostasis
Cellular component (GO): membrane
Molecular function (GO): sodium:potassium:chloride symporter activity
Source: RefSeq, a predicted model, not a curated record